CCUGUCCUACGCGUCUUGCCAGGCCUCUCGGCAGUCCCAGAACAACAUCCGAUGGACACACUCUCCAAAGCGGCACUAUAAGGGCGCAAACGACAUUCAUACAUCAAUCCAUAAAGUAGCGACAGGAACCUCAGAGGAGAUAGCCGGAAAGAACUUGCGGCGAGCGAGCGCGAUGGACCAGCACCAAAGCGCCUACUCGCGGCGCAUCAUCCGCGUGAAUCGUAUCAUUGCUGGGACCAUCGUCGCUGGCUGUGUAGCGGUGCUGACCGGCGCAGUGGAUGUCAAAUUCUACCAAAACGAGGUGGAGUACGCGAAGGAGACGCCCGACCGCGACCGCUUCAAGUCGCACCGGUGCAACGAUCGGUUAGCAGAUGCGCUGGAGGUGGUCGAGGCGGAAGACGGAAACAUCUGGCGUGACCUGCGGCCGGCAUUCCGGAAUUGGUGGGCGUGCAUGCGGUCAGCGGAGGGGUCGGAGCCCGCGAUGCCGUACAUCAUGCUCACGCCCAAGUACAAGCAGUACAUAGACCCGGUGACGCGCAGUGAGGCAGCGCGGCGGGCGGCCCAGGUGCAGGCGGAGCAGCAGCUGCAGGGGUGAGCAGGAGGUUGAUUAAGGCACGCUUUCAGUGCGAGGUGCAUGGACGGCGGGCAGCAACGUAAACUGAACACGUGGGCAUGUUUGUACUGAGUGUUGCAAGGCAAUCACAGCACCUCCGUCAGGUCACUGUGGGGGGGGGAUAUGGUGCGGUGUUGCUUUGGCGUGGAACGCCACUGCUGAUCGUGUCACGGAUUCCAGCGAACAGCCCGAGUGCUGCCAAAAUGCUACGUGGAGGAGGUGGUAGGCAGCAGCAUCCUGCGCCAGAUCCUGCAAUGGUAUCAGGACUUGUCACAAUGGCACAUACACUGCUCAGUUAGGUAGGCAGCGUACAAAGUAUUAGUCCAAAUGCAGCUGGGACGCACGCUGUUGUGGUGGUGCCGGGAACGUGCGCGCGGGCACUUUGUGGUGCCAACGCGGUAUGACACGGUAGGUACGGAUGCUGCCAAUCUGCUACGGUACUGCAACAAGCAGAUUUUGUGUAGCAAUGUGGGGCAGUCUGACAGAUGUAAACACCCGCUCAUGCAGACGCUUGGUCUGUUGUGCCGGCGUUUUUGUUUUGAGGGUGUCGAACGGUGUAAGACAUUAAGAUAGAGCCCUGCUUUGGUGUACGGUAGCCGCGGGCGCGAGAAGGGAUGUCGCAGCCGUGUAGGCGGGCGCGGAAUGGACAUGCCAUGGGCCGGAGUGGGCACUGGACAGGAAUGAUGAACACGGCAGCAUGCGAGAAGUCGCAGCUUAAAGCCGCCAUUGUCAGGCGGUGGCGCGAGAGUCUUCCGGCGGUGUAGGGCUGGGCCGGUGAAAGCCGGUCUGGUGACGCCUGUGAUGAGUGGUGACCAACGGAAGGAACUCAGCGUAUGUAACCGUUGCUCUCU
Messenger RNA from Chlamydomonas reinhardtii, 1464 nucleotides. RefSeq lists its product as uncharacterized. The record is from RefSeq and is a predicted model, not a curated record. The coding region runs from base 173 to 595 and encodes 140 amino acids. The transcript has a single exon. Lineage: Eukaryota; Viridiplantae; Chlorophyta; Chlorophyceae; Chlamydomonadales; Chlamydomonadaceae.